AUGGACACAUCAAAGACGUGGCUGCCGCAUCAGAGUCAGUUUGGGUUGGUUGGUCAAGCGGAGGUUUGCUGUGGCGGACCUGGAGUUUUAACCCCAAACCAAUCUCGCAGGGCAAGUUUUGCCUCUGUAAGACAGUCAAGCAUGGAAACUCCUCCAAAUGCCACCCCACAGCCCUUCAGACAGCCGAGUUUUCUCAAUCGAAGGUUGAAGGGUUCCAUCAAGAGGGCAAAAAGCCAGCCCAAACUGGACCGGACCAGCAGCUUCCGACAGAUGAUCUUGCCCCGGUUUCGAAGUGCCGACCAGGAGAGGACUCGCUUGAUGCAGAGCUUCAAAGAAUCCCACUCCCAUGAAUCCCUGCUCUCGCCGAGCAGUGCUGCGGAGGCUUUGGACCUAGUUUUGGAUGAAGAGGCCAUAAUCAAACCUGUCCACUCGAGUAUUUUAGGACAGGAGUACUGCUUUGAGGUCACGACCAAUUCAGGGACAAAAUGUUUUGCCUGCCGCUCGGCUUCAGAGAGAGACAAGUGGAUUGAGAACCUCCAGCGAGCUGUCAAACCCAACAAGACCUCCUCGUUUCGCUUCCAGGACAACAGCAGACGGGUGGACAAUGUGCUCAAGUUGUGGAUCAUCGAGGCCCGGGACCUCCCCACCAAGAAACGCUACUACUGCGAGCUGUGCCUGGACGACAUGCUGUACGCGCGCACCACCAGCAAGCCCCGCACGGACACCGUCUUCUGGGGCGAGCAUUUUGAGUUCAACAAUCUGCCUACCAUUCGUAGCCUUCGCUUGCACCUCUACAAGGAAACGGACAAAAAAAGACGCAAGGAAAAGAGCACAUACCUGGGCCUGGUCAGCAUCCCCAUCUCCAGCAUCACGGGCCGGCAGUUCGUGGAGCAGUGGUACCCGGUGAUACAGUCCAGCGUUCUGGCCAAGAGCGGCGGCGUCGGAAGUGGCAAAGUCAUCAAUGCCUCGCUGCGCGUCAAGUCUCGCUACCAGACGAUGAACAUCCUGCCGAUGGAGCUGUACAAGGAGUUCGCCGAGUACAUCACCAACAACUACCGAACACUGUGUGCCGUCCUGGAGCCGCUGCUGAGCGUGAAAAGCAAAGAGGAGGUGGCGUUUGCUCUGGUGCACAUCCUUCAGAGCACAGGGAAGACAAAGGAGUUCCUGUCCGACAUGGCGAUGUGCGAGGUGGAUCGCUUCAUGGACCGCGAGCACUUGAUCUUCCGGGAGAACACGCUGGCCACCAAGGCUGUGGAAGAGUACCUCAAGCUGAUAGGUCACAGAUACCUCAAGGACGCUAUAGGUGACUUCAUCCGAGCCUUAUACGAGUCGGAGGAGAACUGUGAGGUGGACCCCAUGCGCGUCCCGCCCUCGGUGCUCGCCGACCACCAGGCCAACCUGCGCAUGUGCUGCGAGCUGCUACUCUGCAAGAUCAUCAACUCUCUCUGCAUAUUCCCCCGCGAGCUGAAGGAAGUCUUCGCCUCGUGGAGAGCCAGAUGUGCUGAGCGCGGGAGAGAGGACCUCGCCGACAGCCUCAUCAGCUCCUCCCUGUUCCUCCGCUUCAUGUGCCCGGCCAUCAUGUCGCCCUCCCUGUUCAGCCUGAUGCAGGAGUACCCGGCCGAGCGCACCUCCCGCACGCUCACACUCAUCGCCAAGGUGAUGCAGAACCUGGCCAGCUUCAACAAAUUUGGACCCAAGGAGGAGUACAUGUAUUUCAUGAACGAGUUCCUGGAGAUGGAGUGGGGCUCCAUGCAGCAGUUUCUUUACGAGAUCUCCAACAUGGAGACGGGAGGAAACGCCGGCGGCUUCGAGGGCUACAUCGACCUCGGCAGAGAGCUGUCCAUGCUCCACAGCUUACUGUGGGAAGUCAUGGGCCAGCUCAGCAAGGACGCCAUUCUCAAACUGGGACCUCUACCACGGCUGCUGAACGACAUCAGCGUCGCCCUGAGGAACCCGCAGCUGCACAUGCCGGCAAAUCACCAGCCCGACCGGCCGAAGGACCGGCUGUUCUCCCGGCCGUCUUUCAAUCGUCUCAUGUCCUCCGACUUCCAAAGCCUGAUGAUGCGGGACUUAAACAGCUCAAUAGACGUCUCUCGCCUGCCGUCCCCUACGACGGGAGUGUCAGCCGUCGAGUCCCUCUCAUCCAAUCUGAACAUGAGGCGCCACGCAGAGCGAGACCUCCGCUCGUCCAGGGAGGUUUUCUACGUGACCCGUCCACCGCUGGCUCGAUCCAGCCCUGCGUACUGCACGAGCAGCUCGGACAUUACUGAGCCCGAUCCGAAGGUCCACAGUGUGAAUAAAAGUGUCUCUAUGAUGGACCUUCAGGACUCCCGCAUGAAUAGCAUUUCCAACCUGAACUCGGUGGGAGACAUGCUCACCUCCUCUCAAGCCUCCAUCGCCGGGCUCGGCCACAGCUUUGGGAACCUCGGCGGUCCUCUGCGUAUGGGAGGACAUAUGCCGGCGGGCUCGUCGGGCUCCGGUUUGAGGCUGAGCCAGAUGGGCCACAUCGGGGGGCCCACAGAAUCCAUCUCUCAACAGCAACAGCAGGCAGCAGCGGCCAUGCACUUCCCACUAUCCUUCCAGAACCCGCUAUUCCAUCUGGCCGCCCAGAACUCUCCAGCUCAGUCUCAGCAACAUCCCCCCCCUCUCCUGCUCGCCCCAGAGCCGGAGAAUGGCCACCAUGAUUACACACCCGCCUUUGGCAACAGUGCUUUCUCCCGCAGCGAGGACCUGUCCGGCCUGCGGUCACAGAGCAGCCUGGUGCAGCCCAGCAUCGUCCACUCGCACAGCUACAGUGACGAUUUCACCCGACAGAAUCAGAAUAAUGACUUCGCCUGGCACCAGCUGUCGCUGCAGGUGCAGGAAUCUCUCCAGCAGCAGCACCUGAUGGGAGUCGCAUCACAAACUCCCACUGGGACGGGCACCCCCGCCUCUCUGGCUACGCCUCCCACUACAGUCCAUCCUGUCCGCCAGUCAUCCAUCGCCCCGCAACACCUCAAGUCACAGCGGUCCAUUAACAAUCCGGCCACCGCCACGCCUCCGAAGGUUCGCCCACAGAGCAGGAACCUCCUCCUCAACUCCUCUGAAGCAAGCUUCAGCGGCAGCCAGCCGAAACAACGGCAAUCACAGCAGCAGCAGCAGCAGCAGCUGCAGCAGCAGCUGCAACAGCAACUGCAACUGCAGCAGCAGCAGCAUCAUCAGCAGCAGCAGCAGCAUCAUCAGCAGCAGCAGCAGCUUCAGCUUCAGCAGCAGCAGCAGCUUCAGCAGCAGCAGCAGCAGCAGCUUCAGCAGCAGCAGCAACAACAGCAGCAGCUUCAGCAGCAGCAGCAGCAGCAGCAGCAGCAGCAACAACACACUCAGCAGCAACAACAGGACACACAGCUGUCGGUGACUGACAGUCCGGCUCCCGGGCUUCCGUACCAGACGAGUGCUGCCAAAGAGAACCAGGGCCCGUCAGCAGCUGCAGAGGAGUCAACUGACACUCCCACGAAAAGCACCAAGAAGCCUCAACAGCUGCAGCCUCCACAGCAGCAUCUGCUCAAACCAGUCAAUAAACAGGGUUCUCAGUCGAACUUGAACGAGCGGACCGUGGCCUGGGUGUCCAACAUGCCACAUCUGUCUGCUGACAUCGAGAGCCUGCGGCCGGACCGAGAGGGUCAGCUGAAGGAGUACUCCAAGAGCAUGGAUGAGUCACGAUUAGAGAGGGUCAGAGAGUACGAAGAAGAGAUCCACUCCCUGAAGGAACGGCUGAAGAUGUCCCAUCGCAAGCUGGAGGAGUACGAGCACCGGCUCCAGUCACAAGAGCAGACGACCAGCAAGAUCCUGAUGCAGUAUCAGAACCGGCUGGACGACAGUGAGCGCCGCCUCAAGCAGCAGCAAGUGGAGAAGGACUCUCAGAUCACAGGCAUCAUCCACAGACUCAUGGCUGUGGAAGAUGAGCUGAGAGGGGGUGCCAUUCCUGAUAUUAAGCCUCGAAUCCUCACAGACCAGUCUAUCAACCACGGCUAUGGCGGACAUCCAGGAUCCUGA
Molecule: messenger RNA, 4029 nt
Organism: Pleuronectes platessa (European plaice)
Lineage: Eukaryota; Metazoa; Chordata; Actinopteri; Pleuronectiformes; Pleuronectidae
Product: ras/Rap GTPase-activating protein SynGAP
Exons: 19
Coding region: 1-4029 (1342 amino acids)
Biological process (GO): regulation of GTPase activity
Source: RefSeq, a predicted model, not a curated record